AUGCCAGUAGCGAGUUUUCAGCCUAACGCGCCAGGUUCCAACAGAAAACGAAAAAGAUCCCAACUCGUAAAAACAAAGAUCAUCAGGCGAAAUGAGCACUCGAGGCAUCUGGAGGACCUCGAAAAAAGGAUCGCCACCCUGGAGGUCGAUGCCGCUUCUGGCACCUUUGCAGACAUGCCCCUCUCGGACGCCACCAAGAAAGACAUUCAAGCAAGAAGUUUACCGUACUCUCUGCAAGGCAAGGACGUUUUGGGAGCGGCGAGGACUGGAAGUGGAAAAACUCUAGCUUUCCUCAUCCCUGUUCUGGAAAAUCUCUUGCGAAAUAAGUGGGGUCCCCAAGAUGGCCUGGGAGCUCUGAUUAUAUCUCCUACUCGCGAACUUGCUAUGCAAAUAUUCGAUGUCCUGCGUAUCAUUGGUUGUUUCCAUACCUUCUCCGCUGGUCUAGUUAUUGGUGGUAAAAAUCUUAAGGAGGAGAGCGACCGCCUCUCUCGCAUGAAUAUUCUAGUGGCCACCCCAGGUCGCCUUCUACAACAUCUUGAUCAAACU
Messenger RNA from Acaulospora colombiana, 546 nucleotides. Lineage: Eukaryota; Fungi; Glomeromycota; Glomeromycetes; Diversisporales; Acaulosporaceae. The record is from the annotation of a GenBank genome assembly.